AUGAAUGAAUGGUUUCAUUGUAAUAAAUGUUUCUUAGUUGCCAACAAUGAUUCUCAAUUUUGGUUUACAUCCUGUGGGCACAUAAUUUGUGCAGAGUGCAAGAAGAAUGGAAAUUUAUUGUUGGGUCAAAAAGGGAUUUGUGUUGUUUGUUCAAAACAAGAAACUUCAAUUAUGAUGGUUAACAAAAAUAUGAAGCCAGAUCUUAUUCAUCUUUUUCGGCCACCAAAAGAUCUUUUACUUGAAUUUACUUCAAAAAUGAAGAUGACAAUAGACUUUCAAAAUGCCCAUCGUCAGCGUUUCUUUAAGCAUAUUCGUGAAAAGUACAAUAAAGCGGCAAAAAUAGCAAAAGCUGCUCAUGUGGAAAUCACCAAACGGGUUGAACGUGAAAAGAAUCUUUUGGCUGAGAGAAAUCAAGUAAGGAUGGAAUUGGAUAGCACGAAGGAUUAUGUCAGGCAAUUGGAAAAAGUUUUGGCAGAUCGUGAUCAGGAAAUUCAUCGUCUUAAACGAAAAAGUCCAAGUUUUGUCAAAAGAACCAGUCCGCAUUUAAAAGGCUAUCCAAGUUUGAAUGGAAACACACCGCUAUCCCGAGUUUCUUUCUUUGGGUGUACAACAAGCACUCCAAAUGACUUUGCGAAUAUUGCUGCUGGUUGUCUUGACAAUAGAAGGAGGAAUAAUGUGGGGGGAAAUGCUGGAACUGCUGGGGAAUUUGAUUUUUUGUCACAGCAAAGAGCGAUGGAAGAGGUUGUGGCUGGAGGGCCUUCUUUUAUUCCAAACACUCCUGCACUUUUGGGUUUACCUGCUGACACGAGGUUUUGUUUUUUUAAUAAAGUGCAUUUUAAACGAUUUUAA
Molecule: messenger RNA, 849 nt
Organism: Meloidogyne enterolobii
Lineage: Eukaryota; Metazoa; Nematoda; Chromadorea; Rhabditida; Meloidogynidae
Source: the annotation of a GenBank genome assembly